AUGAAUCGCCGAAUAUUGAGCCAAGCAGAAUUGGAGACAAUAGCUGAAAGGUUUGGAGAUACAGACAGUGAAGAUGAGACUCCAGCUACUAUCAGAGAAGAGGUCGAUGAUCUGAGCGAUGGCCCUAAUGAUCACAGUGAUCACGAUACUGAGUCAGAGAUAGAACACUCUUCUGAAGCAGAGGAAGAGUUUGACCAAGAACUGACUUCAGGAAACUGCUACUAUGGUCGAAACCGAUACAAGUGGUCUAAAACUCCACCUGCACCAUCUAGAGUCAGACAUAACAACAUCAUUCAUUUACCUGGUACUAGAGGACCAGCUCUAAAAAAUAAACCAAAUACUCCUUUAGAUGCUUGGUCUCUUCUGUUUACUCAGAAUAUAAUUGAUCUUAUUGUUGAACAUACCAACCAGAAGGUAACAGACUUAUCUGUAAGCUAUGGUGACACCGCAAGUUUUGUAAAUCACGUUGAUGAAACGGAAUUGAAAGCAUUUGUUGGUCUCAUGCUAUUGUGGGGUGUUUUCAAAUCUGGUCAUGAAGAUGUUGCCAGCUUAUUUGCAAUGACGGUACUGGCAGAGAUAUAUUUCGGGCAACCAUGA
Molecule: messenger RNA, 597 nt
Organism: Acanthoscelides obtectus
Lineage: Eukaryota; Metazoa; Arthropoda; Insecta; Coleoptera; Chrysomelidae
Source: the annotation of a GenBank genome assembly